Molecule: messenger RNA, 1140 nt
Organism: Mirounga angustirostris (Northern elephant seal)
Lineage: Eukaryota; Metazoa; Chordata; Mammalia; Carnivora; Phocidae
Gene: MRPS18B
Product: mitochondrial ribosomal protein S18B
Exons: 7
Coding region: 80-853 (257 amino acids)
Biological process (GO): mitochondrial translation
Cellular component (GO): ribosome; mitochondrion
Molecular function (GO): structural constituent of ribosome
Source: RefSeq, a predicted model, not a curated record
CCUUGGCCCUACCCUAGCCAGUUUCUUGGAGCAUGCGCAAUUGCCUUUCCGGCCUUUCCUGCCUUGGGCGUACGUCAAGAUGGCGGCCUCCGUAUUGCGUUCAUUGCGGAGGCGCCUUCCUAGCUUUUCGCCCUUCAGAGGUGCCUACGGAGUUCAGGUUCCCCUCCAGAGCCUUUGCACCAAAGGCCCCCCUGAGGAAGAUUCUUUGUCCCCAGUUCCCAUAACCCCUUAUAAGAAUGAACCCUGGAAAUAUCUGGACUCAGAAGAAUACCAGAACCGUUAUGGCUCUCGCCCCGUCUGGGCUGACUACCGUAGAAACCACAAAGGUGGAAUACCCCCACAGCGGACUCGAAAGACAUGUAUUCGUAGAGAUAAAGUUGCUGGGAAUCCCUGCCCCAUCUGCCGGGAUCACAAGCUGCAUGUUGACUUUAGGAACGUGAAGCUCUUGGAACAGUUUGUCUGCGCCCAUACAGGUGUCAUCUUCCAUGCUCCAUAUACAGGGGUCUGUAUGAAGCAACAUAAGAAGUUGACCCAGGCCAUCCAGAAAGCCAGAGAUCAUGGUCUCCUCAGUUACCACAUUCCUCAGGUUGAACCUCGGGACCUUGACUUCAGUACCUCUCAUGGAGCUGUGAGUGCUACUCCACCAGCCCCCACCCUGGUUUCAGGUGACCCCUGGUAUCCAUGGUAUGGCUGGAAACAGCCACCAGAGAGAGAGCUGUCCCGCCUUCGACGGCUCUAUCAGGGACAUCUCCAAGAAGAGAGUGGUCCCCCACCUGAGUCAAUGCCUGAGGUGCUGCUCACAACCCCAGCUGAAGCCGCCUCCACUGAGCAGAAGCCCCAGAGUGCUCUGUAGACUGGGAAGGAAUUAAGAGAUAGUGCCUAGGAAUUACAUGAUGGGAUUUCACUCUGAAGAGUUGUGUCUGUAUGUGGCCAAUGGCAGGCCUAGGGCCAGAGAGAAGUAAUGAUGGCUGUUGAAGGGAAUAAAUGCUUCUGAGGCUUAGGGGAGGGCAGGACAGAUGUGUAUGGGAAACCCCAAACCCUAUAUAUUGUAAAUAGUAGAUAGGCUAAACAUUCUGUACUUGCUUCAGAUUUCUGCUAACUUGGCUUUCCCACAAUAAAGCUGUAUCUCCUGUUUCUGGA